UUCAGCAGCCAGCAGCACUGAGAGUAGGACAGAACCCGGACCUGGGAGCGCAACAGCAUCACCGCCCUCCAUAGAGCGCUGGGACCAGCUGCAGCAUCUCUGCUCUCCUGUCCUGUCUGAGUCAGAACGCGGUCCUGAUGGAGACACUGACACACUGAUGAUUAAACGAUGCACCAGUCACUCCCGCCGACCAGGUGUUGGAGCAAGGAGGGGGAGCGCCGUUAACCUGACACAAAGUCGCCCCUUAUCUAUGUGCAGUGCGCGCUUCUCCGUGGUCCCGUUUGCAGACGACUGAGAAGAUGCUGAGCCGCCUGAUGAGCAGCAGCGUCAGGAGUCUGGACAGGGAAUGCAACUGCACGGUGAGGCUGCUGGACGACUCGGAGUACACCUGCACGAUCCAGCGGGAUUCCAAAGGACAGUACCUAUUUGACCUCAUCUGCCACCACCUCAACCUCCUGGAGAAAGAUUACUUUGGCAUCAGAUAUGUCGAUCCAGACAAACAAAGACACUGGUUGGAGUUUACAAAAUCUAUUGCCAAGCAAAUGAAGUCCCAGCCACCUUUCACCAUGUGUUUGCGUGUCAAGUUUUAUCCACCAGACCCAGCUGCUCUAAAAGAGGAAAUCACCAGAUAUCUCGUCUUCCUGCAGGUUAAGCGGGACCUCUACCACGGCCGCCUCCUUUGCAAGACAUCAGAUGCAGCUCUGCUGGCUGCCUACAUAUUACAAGCUGAAAUUGGAGAUUAUGAUCCUGGGAAACACCCUGAGGGCUAUAGCUCCAAGUUCCAGUUCUUCCCAAAGCACUCAGAGAAGUUGGAGCGACGAAUUGCUGAGAUUCACAAAACUGAGCUGAUAGGUCAGACUCCUGAAACAUCAGAGCUCAAUUUCUUGCAAAAGGCCCAGACUCUAGAGACGUAUGGAGUGGACCCUCAUCCAUGCAAGGAUGUGUCAGGGAAUCCUGCUUUUCUGGCUUUCACUCCGUUUGGAUUCACUGUGCUACAAGGAAACAGGAGGGUCCAUUUCCUCAAAUGGGAGGAGGUAACCAAACUCAAGUUUGAAGCAAAGACAUUCCAUAUAUAUGCAACUCAGAAUGAGGACAGGAAGAUUAUACUUACUUACUUUGCACCUACACCAGAGGCCUGUAAGCAUCUGUGGAAGUGUGGAGUAGAGAACCAGGCCUUCUAUAAGUUAGAGAAAUCAAGUCAAGUUCGCACUGUUUCCAGUGGCAAUCUCUUCUUCAAGGGUAGUCGCUUCAGAUACAGUGGAAAGGUUGCAAAAGAGGUUAUGGAACAAAGUGCCAGAAUCAAGAGGGAUCCCCCUGAGAUCCACAGGGCUGGCAUGGUUCCCAGCAGGAGUUGUCCAUCUAUUACUCACGGUCCCCGUUUGACCAGCGUGCCGAGAACCCGGAGGAGAGCUGUGCACAUCUCCAUUAUGGAAGGUUUGGAGUCUCUUCGAGACAGUGCCCACUCCACACCAGUGCGCUCCGUCUCCCAUGGCGACUCCUUCAUGUCCAGCCGGGGCCACCUGGAGGACAGCAGUGAGGCCAGCACGUCAGGAGUAAUCUCCGAUGAGACCUACAGCCCCUCGGACAGCGUGCUGCCCACUCCUGUAGCAGAGCAUGGGGUGGAGCUUCCUUCAGCUCGCCACCUCAACGGCUCACCCUGCAGCAUCGAUGAGGAGAAGGAAUCAGAGGCGAGGGCUCUCAAAGAGGGGCAGGCAGGGGAGUUCAGAUCCGGAAGGAGAGCAAUGGGUGAGGUCCGUAGCAGGCCUUCACAAGGUGCUGAUGUAGAGGAUCUUAACAAGUUCAUCCUGAGCGUGCUGCGUCUGUUCCUGGUCACUAUCGGACUGUUGUUCGCCCUGCUGCUGCUGCUCAUCAUGUUGACAGAGUCCGACCUGGACAUCGCCUUCCUGAGAGACAUCCGCAAGACACCUGAGUUCCAGCAGUUUCAUUUUGAGUAUUUCUGCCCUCUCCGGCGCUGGUUCGCCUGUAAGUUGCGAUGGAUGGGUAGUUUUCUCAUUAGCAAAUGAGGUGAAGCAACUGAAGAAAGUACACAACUAAACACAGACCUCCGGUGAUGGACAUGGAAUAUGUGGAAAUAACAGGAGAGAAGGGAGAGGAAGGCAACAGCUUUGAUUAUGUUGGCUCCGCUUCUCCCAGGAAGAAGUUCCUGUCACAAGCCACAGACUGCCAUAAUUAUUAUCUAUGACUAUCACUACAUAUGUAGGGGAAGAAAUCUCACUUUAUUUUAGUGAUUCAGGUCAUUUCAAGGUAUUUUAUUUUCACAAAAAGUCCCAAUAGCAGGGUGGAUCAAAGAUUUGAUCCGGGUCUUUCAGGUUGUGUUUGGUCAGCCAGAGAUCAUAGUUGCCUUUAUUUUUCUAUUCUUUAUACUUUAUAACAUUGCUGUGAGAGAGGUCAACUAGAAUGUUUGUGGUUAUUUCAAUAGGAUAGUUCUGGUGAGAAACAAAAAGGACAGAAAAGCUGAUUAGUUUUGCUCAAAACAACAAAGAUCCAAUCAAAAACAGCACCUUCUAGAAACACUGGCAACACUAAAGAUCCUUUAGCUUUAGCUUAUUUUCAUCCAUAAUCAAAUGUAUGUAUUCAUACAGCAGGGGACAUUUUAUUUUGUAAGAGGAACUUAUUCUUUAGAAAAUCAGCCGUGCCAAAGUUUUUGCCACACUUAUGAUCUAUACGGAAGAAAUGUUAAAAAAAAAUAAAUAAAGCCAAUUUAUUUGUUUAUUUUUUAUUUAAUUUUGAUUGGUGUUUGGAAAGUGUUAAUUUAUAAGCUUCCAGUUUCAGUAGAGAAUGAAAAAAGAGGCAACAAAAGGGCCAAUUUCUCUCUCUGCUCUUGAAAAUGGGAAAGAAAAAAGAACAUGUCACUUAAGAAAUUACAUUAUGCUAAUACAACAAAAUUAUUUAGGGCAUUUUACACACUUUUUAAAGGUUCCUAUACAAGUUGAGAGUUUUGUAAAGGCUUCUUAUGGAAGACAAACCUGUGUGGAUGGAAGGCAAAGUUUAGAAUCAGAAAAUAUUAAAUAGUGAAGGUAGACAAGUUCUUACACAGAUAAUCUGUCUUGGAGCCCAAAAUCUGGCUAUACUCUAUUAAAACAACUACAAAAAAGUUAUUUAUGAUCACUUUAUGACAUGAAGAGUGAUGCAGGUGCUACCCUGUCAGCUAGUUUGAACAAUGUUUUUGUCUGUGUUGCUGUGUCUUUGUCAGGUGUUGUCUCACCUUCAUUUUAGUCUAAACAAUAAAGUAGAAUUAAAGUCAACAAAAUAAAAUAAGCUCUCAUUUAAGAUGUUAUGGUUAUAGGUUAACUGUUAAUUAAAUAAGAGCCAAACAACACAAUCGGUUUCUGUGUGAGAAGUUGGUAUCUUCCUUUACAGUAACUGUAAGGAACUGUGAUGCUGUAGAGCUAGUCAAGUGUUUGUUUAGUUCUCCUCCUAAAAUCUGUAGACAGUUUGUCUUUUUGUGGAGUAAUGUUAAAAAUCUGAAAUCAUUUCUAUUGAGGGAAAUUUGAUUGUAAAAUUCUUAAAUUAGUGCUACUUUCUCAUAUUGUUCAGAGUUAGCUCUUAUGUCAGAAAACCAACAGAAGUGAGACAUUUAAGUUUGUUUGACCCUGCUUUUCUAAUUCAUGCAUUUAUUUGUAAGCCUUAGUUUAUUUAAACUAUGUUCAUUUAUGUAAAAAUCUUUCUGUUUAAAUUAUGGACGCCUCUUCACAGUGGCUGUAAUAUCUUUCUCAACAUUGUUUUCACUUCAACAUUUUUUUAUGCCAAUUAAGAAAUCCUAAUUAUAUUAUUGUUAAUGCCUACACAUCAGUAUGUAUCGCCGUGCUUACCAAAGAAACCUCUGUUGUCUGUAAGAGUGUUUGCAUCAACAGAUGAAGCUCUACUAGUCUGCUGACCUACUUCAGCCUUAUUACUCUGAUUUUUGCAAGCAAACCUAUAAUGUGUCUUUAGUUACCAAAAAACUCCAAACCAUCUCCAUUUGUCAGGUUAUACAGUCAAAUGUUUGUUUUCGGAAAAAAAACUACACCUUUAAAGAGCAGAUUUUUUUACACAUAGAAAUGAAAAUGUAAAUGAAAAAAAAAAUUCCAGCUUUUUAUUUUGUACCUUUAAAACCAAAUGUUUUACUAAUAGCCUUUUAUUUUGUCCACAUCUAACAUCAAUCAUCUAACAACUUCCUGUUUAAUGGCGCUGUGAUUUAUUUCCAAAUUCCACAAUAUUACUUUCUGCAAAGUCAGUUCACAUACUGAUUAAUAUACCUUUACAUUUUUUUUCCUUGGUUGGCGAGGAAGUGAAAUGAUGGCGCGCCUCAAAUAUGUCGCAUCUCCGAGUUGUAUAAUGAGAAUUUUGAAAAAGAUAUGAGGAAGAGAGUAGCGGACCUCCACAAGUCAGGAUCAUAUAUGGGUACAGAGUUUUCAAUGCUUCAUAGCUGAUGUCUUUAUUUUAUCAAACUAUAGGCCAGAAUAAACAGCAUGGCUAUUAGCAACCAUCAUACUUAACAGGAAGGUCUCAGUGCCAGAGAGGAACGUAUUUUGAUUCAAAGCGUGUGUUUCAAUCACAGAUCAAAUCAAGCAAUGGCAGCAUACUGCCAAACAUUAUAGCUUCAAGCAAUC
Messenger RNA from Cyprinodon variegatus (sheepshead minnow), 4613 nucleotides. RefSeq names its product FERM domain containing 5 (gene frmd5). NCBI's taxonomy places the organism in Eukaryota, Metazoa, Chordata, Actinopteri, Cyprinodontiformes, Cyprinodontidae. Gene Ontology annotation, molecular function: cytoskeletal protein binding. The transcript has 14 exons. Gene Ontology annotation, cellular component: cytoskeleton. The record is from RefSeq and is a predicted model, not a curated record. Bases 300 to 2024 code for a protein of 574 amino acids.